AUAUAUAUAUAUAUAUGAAAUUAAAUUCUUCGAUAUCUCCGCUCGGCGUCGUCACACUUUUGAAUCUCCAUUGUUCUGUUUUAUAUACACUUUGUAAUUGCAUAGCUAUAACUGUACCAAUAUUCCCCCCCAAAGAUUUAAUUGUCCCGAGCUCCGUGGGGGAAAAGAAAUGUCUGCGAUAAUCCAUGGAGCUGGAGCUGCUACGGCCUUGACGACGUUUCAUUCCAAGAAACUCGUUGCUCGAUCUCGCACCAAUCUUCCAGGGAGGAGCAAGAGAUGCAUUGUCGCUUCUGGAUCUGAUGACGGGAGUAAGAGCUUUGGCUCUUCUUCUAGCCUCAGUCUUCGUCACUCUCACAAAUUGAUUCCUAAUAAUGCUGUCGCGACCAAGGUGGACACAUCAGCGACCACGGGACAUGAACUACUGCUUUUCGAGGCUCUUCAGGAAGGUCUGGAAGAAGAGAUGGACAGAGAUCCACAUGUAUGCGUCAUGGGUGAAGACGUUGGCCAUUACGGGGGCUCCUACAAGGUUACCAAAGGCCUUGCUGAUAAGUUCGGCGACCUCAGGGUUCUCGACACUCCCAUUUGUGAAAACGCAUUCACCGGUAUGGGCAUUGGAGCCGCCAUGACUGGUCUAAGACCCGUCAUUGAAGGUAUGAACAUGGGUUUCCUCCUCUUAGCCUUCAACCAAAUCUCCAACAACUGUGGAAUGCUUCACUACACAUCUGGUGGUCAGUUCACAAUCCCAGUCGUCAUCCGUGGUCCCGGUGGAGUGGGACGCCAGCUUGGCGCUGAGCAUUCGCAGCGGCUGGAAUCUUACUUCCAGUCCAUCCCCGGGAUCCAGAUGGUUGCUUGCUCCACUCCUUACAACGCCAAAGGCUUGAUGAAAGCCGCGAUAAGAAGUGAGAACCCUGUGAUUCUGUUUGAGCACGUUCUGCUUUACAAUCUCAAGGAGAAGAUCCCUGACGAAGAGUACAUCUGUAACCUUGAAGAGGCUGAGAUGGUCAGACCUGGAGAGCACAUUACCAUCCUCACUUACUCGAGGAUGAGGUACCAUGUGAUGCAGGCAGCUAAAAUUCUUGUGAACAAAGGGUAUGACCCUGAGGUUAUCGACAUCAGGUCGCUGAAGCCGUUUGAUCUUUACACGAUUGGGAACUCGGUGAAGAAAACGCACAGGGUUUUGAUAGUGGAGGAGUGUAUGAGAACCGGUGGGAUUGGAGCUAGUCUUACGGCUGCCAUUAAUGAGAACUUUCAUGACUAUUUAGAUGCUCCGGUGAUGUGUUUGUCUUCUCAGGACGUUCCUACACCGUAUGCUGGUACUCUUGAAGAGUGGACUGUGGUCCAACCGGCUCAGAUCGUGACCGCAGUUGAGCAGCUCUGCCAGUGAAAUUCAUGUCUUAUCCGGUGAACCAUUAUUUACCAUUUUCCUAUCAGUUUCCCGUCUUUAACUUAGUUCGUAAGAAUUUGUCCAAGUGGUUUGGUUUUGUUAAAUGUUUGUUCUCUUUUGUUGUGUUGGUAUAUGGUUUUGCAACUUUUUUAAUUUAUCUCCCACAUUUUUAUUUUGAAUCUCAGAAUUUUGUUUACGUUCUGUAACUAAACACAACCUAUUCUGUUUUAAAAAUCGUCUAAAGAUUUCGUAUGAGA
Molecule: messenger RNA, 1641 nt
Organism: Brassica napus (rape)
Lineage: Eukaryota; Viridiplantae; Streptophyta; Magnoliopsida; Brassicales; Brassicaceae
Product: pyruvate dehydrogenase E1 component subunit beta-2, chloroplastic-like
Exons: 4
Coding region: 170-1384 (404 amino acids)
Biological process (GO): pyruvate decarboxylation to acetyl-CoA
Molecular function (GO): pyruvate dehydrogenase (acetyl-transferring) activity
Source: RefSeq, a predicted model, not a curated record